This is a messenger RNA of Acanthoscelides obtectus, 183 nucleotides long. The record is from the annotation of a GenBank genome assembly. Lineage: Eukaryota; Metazoa; Arthropoda; Insecta; Coleoptera; Chrysomelidae.
AUGGAAAUUGGUGAUGAAUCUCCUGAAGAUGAUGACGCCGUUUGCAUCAUCUGUGAAUCACGCUUUUCUGAAAGCAAACGAGCCGAGCUGUGCCUUAUUUGUGAAAUGUGGGCACACAAUGAUUGCCCAGGAUGUGGAAAGGACAAUUAUGUCUGCGAUUUUGGUCGACAACCUAAAUUAUAA